This is a messenger RNA of Knipowitschia caucasica, 1395 nucleotides long. Lineage: Eukaryota; Metazoa; Chordata; Actinopteri; Gobiiformes; Gobiidae. The record is from the annotation of a GenBank genome assembly.
AUGUCUUCAGAGGAGGUCAACGGCGACGUCACAGAUCCUGACACAAUCCCUUCGAAGUUAACCCUUGUCGUCGGGGGUUCCAUUUUCCUGGAAGAAAAGAAUCUACUCGUUCAAAGUUGCGACUAUUUCCAGGCGUUGUAUCGCUCUGGAAUGAAAGAGUGCUAUCAGGAAGAAAUCCACCUUCGCUGUCUUCAAGCCAGAGGAUUUUUGAUUGCGUUGGCAGUUUUGCGAGGCCAUCAACCGGUUCUGGAUGCGGAUGACAUUGUUGAAGCCAUAGAGUGUGCGUCGUUUCUUCAAAUUUCACCUCUAACCAAAUAUCUUUCCACCGUUAUCGACUCAAACAACUGCUUAUUGGUGUACCACACAGCUGUGACGUUCGGUCUGAUGGAGCUAUACAACAAGGCCGCACAAUUCAUACGAGACAUAUACAGCGAUUUUGAGCCAGAGGUCAGAAAAACCUUGCCAACGGAGCUUGUAUCUCACAUCGAAUCUUUAACUCCAAGCACUUUUGCCGCGGUUGGUGCUCACGUGACUUGCGCGGACGAAAGGACACACCACGAAGCUUCGAGGACAAUCUGCUAUCUAGACGAAAACGUGAAUAGCUGGAAAGUUUUGACAGAUCUCCCAUUAGCGGCGAGUACGUCUCUGGCUGGCGUGACUGUUUUGGAUAACAUUCUUUUCAUCGUCGGGGGAGUUCAGGGACUUCACAAAGAGGCCGUCGAAGCUUCCUUUUGUUUCGACGUCGCGAAGAAUACCUGGAGCGAGAUCGCCAGCCCAAACCAGUUACGCUACAACUUCAGCCUGAUCGGUCUUGACGGUCAACUUUUCGCCAUCGGUGGGGAGUAUCACCGCGUGGCUAUAUCUUCAGUAGAAAUAUAUAACGUCCAGAAAAACACAUGGAGUCUCGCCGCUCAUUUGCCUCGACCUGGAGCGGGCAUUGCGUGCACGAAAGCUCUGGGACGCCUUUUUGUUUGUCUCUGGAAGCCCAUGGAGACGUCAGAGAUCUACGAAUACAUCCCGAGCAAGGACCAUUGGCGGAUCGUCACAACGCUGAUCAGAAAGCAAAGUUACGGACACUGCAUGGUCGGACACGGGGAGAAUUUGUACGUGAUGAGAAACGGGCCUUCAGACGACUUUCUGAGAUGCCUGAUGGAGUGCUACAACCUCCGAACGGGAGAGUGGACGUCACUGCCCGGACACUACGCCAACAGCAGAGGCUCGUUGUUCACCGCGGUCGUAAGAGGAGACUCGAUUUUGACUCUGAACAGGAGCGUGACACAGGAGUAUGCUGUUAAUGAGAAAACUUGGAAGCCCAGGCGGCAGAUGAAGGGGUUCCCGAGAAGCGGAACAGUGUGGACGUUUCUGCUGAGGCUGCCAGACGAAAACAGGGUGUAA